AUGUUCAAUGGUACAAUUAUGGGAAAUCUGAAUAAUGUGUAGCAAAACUCGAUCAAAAACACUUUUAACUGUACUAUAGAUGCUGAAAAGGGCAUAAUUUGUUUCAAUUUAAGUAUUUGUCAGACUCUAAAUCCUAACUCUUCUUAUUUGGGACAGAAAGUUUACGUAACUCUCGUCAAGUUGGUUACGAAACACUACAGCUCCUACUUAUGAAAUCAAUUUUGGGCGGGAAAAUAUAGUAAACAACAACAGAAACCAAAAUGUCCACAACACGAUCCAGGGGAAAACAGAAUCGAACAGAUGGAGAUGAAGUGCCGAAUCCGAAGCGGAGAAAGACAGUUAAAGGUGCUGUUGUGGAGAAGGAGAAGGAACCAUUGCAAGAGGUUGAAGCUAAUCGUCCAAGCACAAUGACACAGAAAGAAGCCAAGAUGAUGGCCAAGCAUACACAACUGUCUGUAAAAGCUGAGUUGGACUCGACAUCACAGUCAAGUGAUGAGGAUCCGGAGGACCUGAAGGAUGAGUAUGGAAUUAACCUCUAUGAAAAGAAAAGACUGCAGAACAUCCAAGACAAUGCUGACUUUUUCUCCAAACUGGGAAUAAUGGAGAUGAAAAAUGAAGUAAAGAUGGCCAAUACUAAACCAAAAACGUCCAGCAGAGGCCUGAAACCGGUAAAGGAGAAAUCGUCGCCCCUUCCACGUAGAAGCAGUUUGCGUCUGAAAAGGAUUGACCCUGACGGUAACACACUGCCACCCUUACCUGUGGUGCCUGAGCCAGUUGAUGAACAUGCAAGGAAACCAAGUGGUCCACUAGAAAUGAAGGAAAGUUUACUGAAGGAAGAAAGUUUAGAGGAUCACAAAGAUCUGAUUGACAAAUUAAAAGGACUUGUGUUCGAGGGAACAAAAUCAAGGGAAGACAACCCAAGCAAAACUGCUCUUGGCAGUUUUAUGAAAAGCUUCAGUAAAAUGAAGCUUACAGCAGAAAGAGUUGCCAAAGUGGUACGUGAAAGAAUUUUUUCUGUGGACAUCCAUCCUUCGGAGGACAAGGUCCUAGUUGUGGCGGGGGAUAAGUGGGGAGCCGUGGGACUGUGGGAUGUGAUGCCGGGCCGUGAACACUCCACCGACGGUGUAAUAGCCUACACUCCCCACUCACGUCCUGUUAACGGUCUACGUUUCUGUCCGUGGAAUUCUUUACACCUCUACUCCUGUAGUUACGAUGGUACGCUGCGAGUCGGAGACCUUCAAAAGGAAGUUUUUGAUGAGGUAUAUGCCACUCCAGAAGAUGAUUACAACUUGCUGAAGAACUUUGAUUUCCAGUCAGAAUCGUCCAUUCUUGUCUCACAGCAGGAUGGCUCUGUAGCUUUAGUGGACAGACGUACUAAAGGAGUUGAAGCUGAACACGAAUACAAACUACACUGGAAGUCCUUGCGAACUGUCAGCGUCCACCCAGUACACACACAUAUCUUUGCCACUGCCUCCACCGACGGGACUGUGAGUUUGUGGGACCACAGAAAAUUGAAGUCCAGUGGCAAGAAAAAUGAGCCAAUCUACUUGAAACAGCACGCUAAAAGUGUGACAAGUGCUUACUUCUCUCCUCUCACUGGGAAAUAUAUCCUCACCACCUCCUUAGACGACAAAAUCAGUGUAUUUGAAAAUUCCAGCUCAGGAACAUCUUUGGGAGAAGGUAGAGUAAUGAGUCAUAACAACCAUGUUGGUCGCUGGCUGACCGGCUUCAGAGCAUCCUGGCACCCCCGAAGAGAGGAUGUAUUCGUGGUCGGCAGUAUGAAGAGACCCAGACAGAUUGAGAUCUACAAUGAUUUGUGUGAACCCUUGACAACAUUCCAGUGUCCAGACAACCUUGGAUCCGUGUGUUCACUAAAUGCUAUUCAUCCCACCAGAGACAUCCUUGUUGGAGCUAACUCCAGUGGCAGGCUGCAUGUCUUCAUGAAAACUUAAAAUGGGCCAUCAGUUCUCACAUAUCACUACGAAAUCAGAUUUUAAAAUGUUUCUGAAAAACAGAUUUUGUUUUAAUGCAAAAGCAACAUAAAUGGAAGCUACCAUUUACAUUUUAAAAAGAUCUGGUUUAAAAGUAAUUUGAUGAAGAAACGACCGUCAAUAAAUCAAGAUUUUGCUAUGUGUACUAUGUACCGAGUAGACAGAUUUUGUCUUGCCAUUCCUACUUGAUCACCGAUAGAUUUGUUGUGAUCAACCGGACUAUAGUAGGACCAUAUUGACUGUAAUAAUGCAUUGUUGGACACGGAAGUUCCGAGAUACAGACUUCGAGUGAGUGUCCAUAUCCUAGAACAAGAAGUGGAUUACAGGAAGUGAGAUAAUAUUACCACUGAGAGAAGUGGAUUUAUAUCCACAAGGUUGAUAACAAAUGGGUGUCCUGUGAGCCCAAGACAGCAGUUUGGUAAUAGGAGAAUGGCUUGCGUACAAGUUGAUUAUAACACUAUUUUACAUUUAUAUGAUAUAAAAUGUGAGCGUGUGCCAUUUUGAUUCAGACGAGGCGACUAUGUGAGAAUGGCGAUACUUUACUGUUGAGGCUGUGCAAGUAUUCCUGGAAUCUGGGAACUUUCAGCUUUUUAAAGUGAAAAAAAACUACUGUAUUUGAGCUAAAAUAAGUGUUCUGUGUAUUUACAAAAAUACAAAGUCUGUGCGCUUAAAAAAAAAUCAUAUACAGGGAAAAGUUUUCAUGUGAAAUCAGUGUGGGAAAAACAUUAUUAACUUUAAUAGUAACCUUUUUUUUCCACUUACAUACCUCUAUGUAGAAAAAAGGUUUUUUUAUGUUACAAUUAGCAUACCUAUCCUCCAUUCCUAAAGAAAAGAUGGGGUGUAUUUUGUAGAGGCAGGUGCACUCGCUAGGUCAAAUACGGUAUGUGAUUUCACUAGUUGUUCCUAGGCUCUGCCUAGCUUCGCUGUUUGAAGUUUUAUUUCUUUAAAGAUAAAUAAGAAAUCAUUGUCGACAUUGUAGUGGAAAAAGAACGAAAAAUAAGAAAAGGAAUUCCACAUGCUUGGCAUCUCCUACGGCUUUUCAAGUAAAAUAACCACCCAACAAAAGGCUCAAUGUUUGUCAAGGCAUAACCACCAAAAGUGAUUCAAACUGUAAGGUAUUAUGCAUUUAUUCUUAUAUAGUCAUACUUCAGCCCCCAAAAUUGGUUUUAAUUAAUUAGAAUUACGAUAAUUUGUUAAAAAGAGUUCAUCCAUUGGAUAGAUAUAAUCGUAUUAUACUGUAUACUCCUAAGAUAUUAUAUAGCAGAUAGCUUAUGAAUACCAAGUAGCUUUUCUUUGUUUUAAAAGAAUUAUCAUGUAGACUAUACCAAUUUUUGAGUGCAUCUCCGACAAUUAUUGACAUAUUUAGUGUUAGAUUCCAUUUGCUCCCCUGAUAAAGACAAACAAAAUUGCCUACAUCUGGUUUAAGAUAGUGUAGAUAAUGGUGUAGACUCUUAGAAAUAUUUUUAUCCAUCAAUAAUCUCGUGUCUAGUAAUAAGCCCACACAUGUAUAUUGCAGUAAGUAAAAAUGUUUUCAUUUCCUUCACCUGCAAUAUUAGUCUCAUCCUAAAUUUUGAGUCAAAAUUUAUGUUCUGGCCACCAUGGAAUUUUACAGGAUAAAUAUGGUUUAGAUAUAUAUGUAGAUACAACAAAUUUCCUCAUCAGUACAAUACAUUUGUUCAUUAUAAAGUCGGUAUACAGACAAAACACAGAAGACUCGGGUAUUUUCUAGUCCGGAUUCUAAUUUCAGAAUCAAAACAUUUAUUGAUAUAAAUAUAUUUACAUUAGUUAAGAAAUCAUUUGAAAAAUAAUCUCAGUAAAAACAGAGCAUGCAAGUUUAUAUGAUGUGUAUUGUAUGUUGUGUAAAAUAAUCAUGUUUCCCACAAUAAUUUGGUCCUUUAUAUUGUGUCCUGAUAAAAUAAGUUUUUCUGCUAUAUAAAAACAUAAGUUAACUUCUAUUGAAAAGUAGAUAUCUAGAAUUUCUGUUUUCAGCAGCAAGGUUAUUUAGUUGUUUAUAUAUCUAUAAACAAGUGAUUUUUGUCAAUCUAUUCAAUUGUAGGUUGUUGAUAAUACUUAUGAUAUUCAAAUAAAUAUCUCCAUAAUGUUAAGAAAACAUCACAAAUUUGAUAGAUUUAAGAUAAUCAUAAUUGUAAAAAAUACUGUUUUACAAAAAUGUUCUAAAUAAAAAAAUUUACAAACUGA
Molecule: messenger RNA, 4190 nt
Organism: Pecten maximus
Lineage: Eukaryota; Metazoa; Mollusca; Bivalvia; Pectinida; Pectinidae
Product: WD repeat-containing protein 76-like
Exons: 14
Coding region: 261-1952 (563 amino acids)
Biological process (GO): regulation of DNA damage checkpoint
Cellular component (GO): nucleus
Molecular function (GO): DNA binding; protein binding
Source: RefSeq, a predicted model, not a curated record